AUGGCCUCGUCCCGGUCAACAGGCAAGCGCCUUCCCAUCAGCUGCCAGGCCUGUCGAUUACGAAAGAUACGCUGCUCGCGCGAUGGUCGACCCUGCCAGACAUGUGUGCGACGGGGUCUCGGCGCCAAAGACUGCGUCUACCUCGGCCAGCCGCGACUGUCAGCCGAGCAAGGGACGUCGGGGGAUAGCACCGGGCAGAACGAGUUGCUGGCGCGCAUUCGUAAUUUGGAAGCCAUGCUCCAGAAACAGACAAACGCGCAGGCGGGCACACCGACAGGUGGUGGGGUCUCGCCAUUGGGUGAGCCCAGCAUAGCUGGAAGCUUCUCCGAUCCUGACGUUGGGACUGGACGCGAGGCCUGGGAUUCCCUCGGGCCGAUGAUGGAUAAUGUUGGAACCCUGCACACUUCGUCCUCUGGUCAUGUCCGUUAUGUGCCACUCGCUUCGCAGUGGGAGUCGUUGGUGGCGAAGAGCCCUGCUGCGGAGUGUUUGCGGACUGCGGAUUUGGAUAUCGGGGAGGAUGACGAUGAUAUGCAGAUUCCAUUGGCGAAAAAUGGGAGUAUCUCCCGCGCGGAGUUGUUGACUGUCUUACCGCCUGGUCGAUACUGCGAUACUCUCAAGGAUGUUUAUUUUCAAGCCUUCUCUACAGUUUUCCAUAUUCUCCACGACUUGACGUUCGAAGCCGAGUAUCAGCAUUUUCGCCAUGAUCCCAGCAGCGUGUCUACAUCAUGGCUGGCUUUGCUAUUUGCGAUUCUGGCUAUCGCUGUAACCGCACUCGACGACGAUCAUCCUCUGCUAUCCGACCUCGGACGAGAACGAACGGUCAGCCGAAACAUCAAAGCGCUCUCAGCACGAUAUCGCUCGGCCGCGUUGCGGUGUCUAGCAGCCGAUGGAGUGGUGUCACGACAAUCGAUCAAUUCAAUACAAGCACUUGUGCUGAUAAACUACGCUCGACUCCACCGCGGUCUACCGAUUUGGACGUUACUCGGAUUCACACAUCACGCUGCAGUAUCAAUGGGCUGCCAUCUCGAUCCAGAACGGUUCACCCUUGGACCAAUUGAGCGAGAGGAGCGGCGAAGAGUCUGGGCCGGACUAAUGAUGCUUUACACCAUACAAAACACAGCAUUCGGAAGCCUCGGGCAGCAGAAUUUAAUGCAGGACGUGAAAAUGCCCGCAGAUAUCGACGACGUCGACCUCCUCACCAGCCCGAGCGUCAAGAGAUCAGCACCCUCGCCAUCCUCCUCCCGCCCAACACAAAUGACCUACCUGCUCCUGAGUUCCCGCCUGUACAGAAUCUCCUCGCAUAUUUGCGAAACAAUCUUCAGCUAUUCCACUACCUCCCACCUCGAAGCGGAAAUAAUCUACAUCCGUGAAAUGGUCGACGCCCGCUACACACCCGAUACAGCCGAAGCCCUACCUAUUCACCACCAAGCCAACCACCACAUCAUCUACAGUCAGAUUCAUCAGCUUCUCCUCCUUCUCCUACGCCCGGUUCUCUGUCGCUACCUCCAAGGCGAGAUCACGCCUGAAACUUGCAGUUCAAGAGCAAAGUGCAUCACUUCCGCCAAAGCUUCACUCGGUAUAUUUAAAACCAUGCUCGAGACACCUUCUUUCAAGCCCUACAGAUGGUAUACUAGCGGUCUGGGCAGUUUCCAUGCAUUCCACGCCGCCGUCACAUUGGCCGUGAUCCUGCUCAUUCCAGAGGGUCAAGCCGAGUACGAAGAAAUCAAAGAUAUCCUCGACCGGGCACUAGACAUGUUCGCCUCGCUCUCAGUCCGCAGUAUAUUCUGCAGCAAGGCUGUUCCCGUCAUUCGACAGAUGAUCGACGUCGCCUCAGCAAAGUACAACCCAGAAGCCCUCACACACUCGCAAACCCACCUCCAAGCCCAAGCACAAGCUCAAGCCCAGGUCCAGGCACAGCUCCAACAAAACCAAGCCAAUAUCCAGUCCCAAUCUCUCUCCCACAACCACCUCCAACCAACCAUUCAAACCCCGAUGUCUUCAAUGCCAAACAUAUCCCCCGUGGGCACCAUGCAGGAUGGCUAUGUCCUUUCACAAUCAGGCUCGCCUGUGCCAACCAUCGCGUCGACCUCCAGCGAGCCAAGUCUGCACUCAGGCUACGGACAGGUGCAUCCGCAGAGUUGGAUUAGCGCUACUUCUGCGCCGUGGGAUGCAUACGGGCAUGGCGCGGGAGGAGGGUAUGGUGUUUGA
Messenger RNA from Penicillium bovifimosum, 2208 nucleotides. Its product is annotated as Zn(II)2Cys6 transcription factor. Gene Ontology annotation, molecular function: DNA binding; zinc ion binding; DNA-binding transcription factor activity, RNA polymerase II-specific. Bases 1 to 2208 code for a protein of 735 amino acids. The record is from RefSeq and is a predicted model, not a curated record. Gene Ontology annotation, biological process: DNA-templated transcription; regulation of DNA-templated transcription. Gene Ontology annotation, cellular component: nucleus. NCBI's taxonomy places the organism in Eukaryota, Fungi, Ascomycota, Eurotiomycetes, Eurotiales, Aspergillaceae. The transcript is spliced from 3 exons.